AUGGCUCGCGCUCUUGAAGGAAAGUUCGGUAUCGUCACCGGCGGAUCGCGCGGCAUCGGCGAAGCGAUCGCCCGCAACCUCGCCGACAAGGGCUGCAACCUGCUGCUGAACUUCACGUCCGAGUCGUCGCGCGCGCGGACGGACGAGCUCUGCGCCGAGCUGGCGCAGGCCCACUCGAUCCGCUGCGUCUCCGUACAGGCGGACCUGUCGCAGGCCGCCGAAGCGACAGCGACCAUCCUGGCCGCGGCGAAACAACACUUCACCACCGCGUCAGGCCACUUCCAGAUCGACGUGCUGAUCAACAACGCCGGCGUGUCGAAAGACCGCUUCCUCAACGACGCAACCAAGGGCCCCAUCGACGCGGACUACUUCUCGUGGCACUACACGAUCAACGUGCUAGCGCCACUCCUACUGACGCAGGCGUGCGCGCCGUUCCUGCCGACCGACCGCUCCGGCCGCAUCGUCAACAUCUCCAGCGUGUCGUCGAGUCUGGGCUUCACGGGGCAGUCGGUGUACGGCGGGACGAAGGCGGCGCUGGAGGCGAUGACGCGCACGUGGGCGCGCGAGCUGGCCGACCGCGCCACCGUCAAUGCCGUCAACCCCGGGCCGGUGAUUGGGGAUAUGUAUUUUGCGACGGGGGAGGAGUUCUGGCGGCAGAUGCAGGGGUUCCAGGACGCGACGCCGUUGAGUAAGAUGCUGGCUGAUGAUCCGAAGCUGGCCGCGUUGAGCGAGGAGCAGAUCCGGUUGAUUAAUGAGAAGAUGGGUGGGCGGAGGCCGGCGUUUACGAGUGAGAUUGCGGGUGUUGUUGCUGAACGAGUCAUGAACAUUGUCAUGCUAAACAUGAGACUAUUCCAGCACGGAGACUUUUAG
Messenger RNA from Aspergillus terreus NIH2624, 870 nucleotides. Its product is annotated as SDR family oxidoreductase. Bases 1 to 870 code for a protein of 289 amino acids. The transcript has 4 exons. The record is from RefSeq and is a predicted model, not a curated record. Gene Ontology annotation, molecular function: oxidoreductase activity, acting on the CH-OH group of donors, NAD or NADP as acceptor. Lineage: Eukaryota; Fungi; Ascomycota; Eurotiomycetes; Eurotiales; Aspergillaceae.